AUGCACAGAUUCUUAAACUCGUUUUUGGUGCGGCUCUUUCGGGUGAGUUUGCUAUGCUUCGGCUGUCUCCUUUUCGUGCCAACCAAGUACAUCACACCCGGUAUACCGUUCAUGGUUACUGCCAUUGUGUUGCCUCCAGUCGUCUUUGUCACCUUCUUCUCGCUCGAUGUAUUGGUGCUGCUGGCCUGCCAAUACGAAUUUUGGUUUAUUACGGCGCUAAACACUCUCAACUGGGUGGGACUGGGCAUGAUCUUUGGAGACAUCCGAGCGAUCUCGUGCUUCGGACUUUGGCUCAGUUCACAGAGUGUUGUGCUUAUUGACGCCAACUACCGCACAUUCCAGACCGCAGUCAAAUCCAUUGUCAUUAGUGGACCAUUCUUGAUAUUAUUGGUUGUGUGCUGCUCGUACAACCUCAUAGCUGACGCGAGCUAUCCCGCUAUCGAGAUGGGUAUACUGACGCUUCAAUCGCGCCAAAUUGUCGUGUUCACAGCGUCAACUCUAUCAGUAUUCGUUGUGAAGAAAGCUUACACUAAAAAUUAUCGCAUGCGUAUCCGUCUUCACGAUCGAGAACGCGACCCGACACUGCUCAAGGUUUACACACCAUCCCGUGCGUUGGCCUACACGCUCAAUUGA
This is a messenger RNA of Phytophthora nicotianae INRA-310, 633 nucleotides long. RefSeq lists its product as hypothetical. The coding region runs from base 1 to 633 and encodes 210 amino acids. The transcript has a single exon. NCBI's taxonomy places the organism in Eukaryota, Oomycota, Peronosporomycetes, Peronosporales, Peronosporaceae. The record is from RefSeq and is a predicted model, not a curated record.